AUGAACGCUUUCAUGGUCUGGUCGCAGAUAGAACGCAGAAAAAUUUGCGAACAAACUCCUGACAUGCACAACGCGGAGAUAUCUAAAAACCUUGGCCGCGUUUGGAAGACCCUCAAUGAUGAGGAGCGCCAGCCCUUUAUCGAUGAAGCGGAAAGGUUGAGGCAACUACAUAUGCGGGAGUACCCUGACUACAAAUACAGACCGCGCAAGAAGACAGCAAAGUCUGAAAGAUCUGGACCAAAAACUGGAGGUGUAACCAAGCCAAAGCGCAAACAACGCGCAGAUUCAAAUAAUAAUAGAGGUGUUACUAGGCGAAGGAGACCAGUACCAACCAUCCCCAGCGUGCCGGCGGAGACGCCCGCACCCCCUCCGCUACCCGCAUCACCAGCUGGGUCGCCUGAUUCUCCAGAGUCUGCGUGUUUCUACGAAGACCACAAUCGUCGUGAGCAAGCGGAUCUUACGGAUCUCUACUCCAUCACGGACCUGCUUCCGCUACCAGCAGAUUGCGAGGUUGACCUUGAUGCCCUGACGACGGAUAUCGACUCAUUCGAGACGGCGUCUUCGUCAUCAGGUUCCCAUUUUGAGUUUUCGUGCACGCCUGACGUCUCCGACAUGUUGAGCGAGAUCGGCGUAGCGGGCGACUGGGUUGACCACACGUUCUCGUCGUAUCUGACGUCGUCUUAG
Molecule: messenger RNA, 684 nt
Organism: Arctia plantaginis
Lineage: Eukaryota; Metazoa; Arthropoda; Insecta; Lepidoptera; Erebidae
Source: the annotation of a GenBank genome assembly